Molecule: messenger RNA, 1467 nt
Organism: Pelecanus crispus (Dalmatian pelican)
Lineage: Eukaryota; Metazoa; Chordata; Aves; Pelecaniformes; Pelecanidae
Source: RefSeq, a predicted model, not a curated record
GGUGAUCUACACAAAACUCGCAACUCUGCGUCAGCCACAGAUGGACUCUCUGCAACUUCAUUUAUAGAAUACCCAAAGUACAAGCCAUUUAUUAAUUCAGAUUUGCUGCGGUCCCCACGGAAACCAGUAAUUCCAUAUCCUGAAAGCAACAGCAGAGCAAUAUUUUCUGCUCUGAAGAAUCUCCAGGAAAAAAUUCAUCGACUGGAGUUGGAGCGGCUUCAGGCAGAGGAGAAUGUGAAACACCUCAGCAGAGAAACAGCAGACUAUAAAAAAGUACUAAGUGAACAAAUGCAACACAAAGAGCAUGACAAGACUGAAGUGUCAAAGAAAAAUCAAGAACUGGCUUCUCAGCUGGCAGCUGCUGAGUCUCGGUGCAGCCUUUUAGAGAAACAGCUGGACUACAUGAGGAAAAUGAUCCAGCAUGCAGAAAAUGAGAAGUCGCAUCUCUUGGAGAAACAGGGUUCGUUGGAGAGGGAUCGGCUUCUUGAUCAAUCACAUGUUCAGUCUAAGUUGGAAAAGCUGGAUAUGCUGGAAAAAGAGUACAGCAGACUUACUAUGAUGCAGUCGAUAGCAGAGAAAAAAAUGAAAGAGCUGGAACAGAAGCUUCAGGAGGAAGAACACGCGAGGAAGCUUGUUCAGGAAAAAGCAGCUGAGCUUCAGACAGGCCUGGAGACCAACAGACUACUGAUUCAAGCAGCAUCACCAUUGCUUUCUCCAAAAGCAAGAAAACCCAGGAAAAAAACUAAGCAGCCAGAGAAGAAAUGCUCUCUUACAAGCCAUCUCACUACGCAGCCCCAUUACAGACUGUGUCUGGGUGAUGUACCCUUUGUAGCUGGGAAGUCUACCAGUCCCAGUCAUUCAGUUGGUGCCAAUGUCCAACAUGUCCUACACCUGAUGAAGCAACACUCGAAAGCUUUGUGUAACAGUCGUGUGGUAAAUGAUACUCCACUAGCAAAACCCAUCAGUACCGGUCAUCCUGCCAGCAAAAGCAGAAGGACAUCGCUGCCAAAGGAAUCUUCUUCAUCUCAGGAAGAGCUCUCAGAAGUGCUGCUGACUUUACAAGAUGAAUUUGGGCAGAUGAGUUUUGAUCACCAGCAGCUGUCAAAGCUUGUCCAGGAUGCCCCAACCAUUGCAGUGAGGGAAGAUCUGGAGAGGGAACUUGAGGCGCUGGUGGGAAAAAUGGAAGCAAAGGCAGACCAGAUCAGCAAAGUCCGGAGGCAUCGGUUGCAGCUAGAGAGACUCAAGAGAGAAUGCAAGUCCAAAAAGAAUUCUGCUAAACAAAUAAAAGACAGCAGGUCCCCUGUUAGUGAGGUUAAAGUAACAACUACAGUAACCACAAAAGGAAAGAAUGCUGGUCCCAUCAAAGUGAAACCUGGAGAGAAGAGUCGAAAAAAUCUUCAGUUGUUGAGAGACAUGCAGACCAUACAGACUUCACUACAGAAGGAUGAUAUCAGCUGGGACUACUGA